Messenger RNA from Paramuricea clavata, 531 nucleotides. Lineage: Eukaryota; Metazoa; Cnidaria; Anthozoa; Malacalcyonacea; Plexauridae. The record is from the annotation of a GenBank genome assembly.
AUGCUCGUACCCACUAUCGUCAAGAGCCCCAAACCCACAUCCAGACCCCCAAACCCAUAUCCAGAAACCAGAAUCAAGAAUUUGGAUGCAGAGGUAGCAAAACAGAUACCUGUCAGAACUACGGCAUGUAAAUUAAACUUGAAGCCCUGUCGUAAUGUUGAUGUUAACAAGCGAGAUACUAAGAAUACGAAACAAUCUCGAUAUGUAAAUUUUAAUAAUUUAAUUUAUGUCAAUUGUACAAAGGAACAAAAGAUUUAUUUUAUGCCUAUCAACUUUUGUCUGUUAAACACCAGAUCAAUAAGUAGGAAAGAACUUUUUAUUAAUGACCAUGUCUCUGAGAACGAUAUUGAUAUCCUGGCAAUGACUGAGACAUGGUUACGUGAGGAUGAUAACGAAUUUUUUAUUGCUGAAAUCUGCCCAACAGGGUAUCACUUUUACCACGUUACAAGGAAAAAUGCACGAGGUGGAGGAGUUGGUCUCUUACUGAAGAAAUAUAUUAAAGCCAAAAAACAAUCUGGUCCGAUGAAAUGA